Molecule: messenger RNA, 1866 nt
Organism: Toxorhynchites rutilus septentrionalis
Lineage: Eukaryota; Metazoa; Arthropoda; Insecta; Diptera; Culicidae
Gene: Sse
Exons: 5
Coding region: 87-1784 (565 amino acids)
Biological process (GO): proteolysis; meiotic chromosome separation
Cellular component (GO): nucleus; cytoplasm; mitotic spindle
Molecular function (GO): cysteine-type endopeptidase activity
Source: RefSeq, a predicted model, not a curated record
GAAAAGCCGUUAUCCGUAUAGUUCACGAUUUGUUGCAAUAUGUUUGGUGUCGAUAGAUUAUAUUUGCAAUUUUGAUAACAUUAUCAAUGACUUCAUUACCGAAACACAACACAGCGCUUAUGAGGGUCGCGCUGCAGCGAGAAGCUGCGCGAUCCUAUCGCGAGAAGAGAGAAUCUGAUGCGAUUUCUUAUUCAGCAGAAGCGCUUUGUGUGGAGAUUCAUAGGAAAUUCGACAAUCAUAGCCGCAAAUUGACGGUGAAUGUGUCUCUCGGAUCCCUGGUCGAUGAGAUUGAAUUGACUGAGUCAAAUGAAGCUGAAUGUUAUGAACCCGCAGAGGGUUUCGAGAGAAUACUUCAAUGCUGUCGGCAGCUACCGGAACAAUGGACCGUCUUUCAAAUACACAAAACAUACACCCCUCGGUGGAACCAGCUCACACAUCAGCAAUUGCUCGAGGAGAAGACUUCCCUUGAGAUUGUGUUAUUCACAUAUCCAAACUCGGAGCUUUUAGACGGACGACCUGUGUUAAUUCGCCUAGAACCGCCAGAGGAUCCUGAGUUUUUCCCUCUUGUUUCCUCUAUUCCCGUAAAGAUAAAAGGCCUGCUGACGGAUGAGAUAAACACCGGUUCAAUGCGACAGGAAGAAAUGGAUACCAUCAUUGGCAACGUGAUAAAUCGUUUGGCAGGCUGGCUUGGACCGUGGAUCGUUCUGUUCAGUGGGAAAUUUAGUUCGCCCAAGGAUCAACAGCUGGAAGCGGAAAUCUUCAACCGGGUGGAGGAUUUUUCAAUCACCAACAAACUCAGCAAGAGGGAUCAGAUUUUGAUAUCACUCGUGGCAAGACGGUUGGACAUGAUUAGUAUGGAAGCGAUUUACCGCUUCUGCUGCGAAAUGGUAAGGAGUGAAAGUCAGCUGAAGGAAUUGUUUAGAUUCCUGUCGGUGCUGAAAGAAAGCAAGUUUGGGGCGAAUCAAAGUUUCAGCUGCUUCCCGUGUUUGAUGAUAGUGGAUGAACUGCUCGAUAGUUACCCGUGGGAGAUGAUGAAUACGAAUCAGGAAUUUAGUCGGUUGGGAUCUUUUCGGAUACUGAGGCAACUUUACGAGACACAUAAGGAUGGUAUCAAAAACGGAUACCUAAGGGUGUCUGCGAAAAAUUGUCAUAACAUAAUAAAUCCCGACAAAAGCUUGGUGAAAAUGAGUGCUCGACUGCAAGCAUUCUACAAGCAAUGGUAUCCUGAAUUCAAAUUGAUUGUUGAUCAACCUCCGACGGAUUCGGAAUUCACUUCCAUACUUCACGAAGCUGAUGUUAUGAUUUACAACGGUCAUGGGAGCGGCUUGCAGUUCAUUGACGGGGACACAAUUCUUCAGCAUGACAUAAAGAGUUUGAUAUUCCUGUUUGGUUGUGAUUCGGUGCGGCUCUUCCCAAAUGGAUUGUUCAGUGAAAUGUCCGGGAGCCAUCUAUACUACAACAUUGCCAAAUGUGCUGCCGUGGUUGGUGCCCUAUGGGUGCUGACCGAUUUCUACACCGAUUACUAUUCGAUACUGCUAGUGGCGAAUUGGAUUCCCACGGCCAGCCCCUCGCUCCGUGAUUAUUCCGUUUAUGAUUUGGAUCCUACCGCGUUCAAGCAUGGAACGCUGCAACUAGUGAAAAAAUCAAAACUGCAGUGCCGUGAAUUGGGUGAUGAUAAUUUGCUCGCGCUGAUGACACAAUUCCGUCGACGUAAUCGUCUCCCGAAACGCAUACGAUGUGCAAUGGUCUGCCGAGGUUUGCCAGUCAUUAAUUCCACCUUCUGAAGGUAAGUGCUGUGGCGAGUGCCAAUGUGGUGGUCGAUUAGGAUCUAGUCAAAGUGGUGUAAUAUAUUUGUUUUUAUCUCAU